CACCACCACUUUUACAAUUCUUUCUCCCUCAAUCUAUCCGCUCUAGUCUCGUUCUAAGUAUGCUUUGUGGUUGCGGAUAAAUCCGAUCUUCCACAUCAGAAAGAAUUACUAGAGUUUGACCCUAAAGCCCCCGUCCCGCUAAGCUCCCGUCCCUUACAAACCCGAACCCGUCGAACCUCUGUCCGGCUUCUGCCAAAAUAUGGACGAAGAGGCUCUUCGUGUAGGUUUUUUUUUGUGUUUUUAUCGUAACAAUUUGAUUUUGUGAUUUUUUUUAUCAAAACAAUCUCUGAUUUCAUUACUUUUUUUAUAGAUGGGUGCCGAGAUAUACGAUCCUCGAUUGUAUAUCCAUUAUGGGCCAAGAGAUAUGAGACUCUUAACCGUCAAGAAGCUCAUCGCUCCCGUGCUAUUUGGGAUAACAAUCCGGUAAUUCGAUGAUUUAUUUGCUUUAUUUUAUUAUUUUCUAAGGUUUUAUUUUGCUUUAUUUAAACUAACAAAUUGAUGUUUUUCCUACUUUGAAGGAAUCACUUAUUCCCGUCGUUCAUAAAGGGACCACAAACUUGCCCCCUUGGCAUCCACGGUUGGCGCCCUAUAUAGAGAGGACCCGGUUGGGUAUGUUGCGCCAUUUCAUGCGGACCGAAAUCGAGAACGAUCUGCUUACGGCAAUGGCGGAGCGAUGGCGUCUCGAAACCCAUACGUUCCACCUUCUGGAGGGAGAAAUGACGAUCACCCUCAAAGACGUGGCGAUCCUCACCGGGCUGCCGAUUUCUGGAGAUGCCAUCAUUGGUUCCACUACCAAACCCGAAGGAGUUUGGGGGCCGCUCAUUCUUGCUGAAUUGGGAUUUGACAUGCCGACCACCACACCAAUUCAAGGACGGGGGCAUCCACCGUUGAAUGCGGGACAAGUGUUGGUCCCGUGGCUGGUAACUCAGAUCCAUAAUGAGGUGGAAAUCAAUGACGAGACUCUGGAAGAUCAAGUGGAGCGCUAUGCAUGCAUCUAUCUCAUUGGUCUGGUGGGUGGAUUUCUGUUCUCCGACAAAGUCAAACCGGUGGAUUCAAGGCAUAUGGUUGCCAUUCCUCUAUGGUGACUGAGACGCAAUCGGGGAAAAGAGUUGGGGAUCAGCCGUGUUAGCUGGCAUAUACCGGGAUCUGUGCACUUGCUCGAAGGUGGGAGCAAAACAAGAUGGUGCUGCGAUAUACCAUCAUCAUAAGAAUACUGGCGAGAAUGAGUUUCACUGACCGCCUCGGUCUCAACAUACACCUCUGCAAGCCGCAUCCAAUUAUCGCUUAGGAACUGUAACAUCAUCGUAACCGCGUCAUCAUCGUUUAUGACAACUUCUUGGUACACAACCCCGCCAGCACUCAUGUUUGGAUACCGGUAACUAAUUUUGCCAACUCUCGUCUGUCCGCUCGUACAAACCCUGUAUGCACAAAUAUCACGGAGUUCGUGAAAAUUGAAUCGCGACUCAAUUUUCAGCAUAGUGGGUUCACCGUUCUCAUAAUCAAUCCCUAUGUCAGAGUUUGUCACCCUUCCAUUCCACCGAAUAAUAAGCCGAAACUUCUUGA
Messenger RNA from Linum trigynum, 1563 nucleotides. The record is from the annotation of a GenBank genome assembly. Lineage: Eukaryota; Viridiplantae; Streptophyta; Magnoliopsida; Malpighiales; Linaceae.